AGUGCGGGAAACAGCAGCAGGCUGAACGCCGCUGUCAAACACCGGCUUCGUUAGCGGACCACUCACUCCAUAACCUGAAUUGAUUUCUGCCUCCAGCAUUCAGCCUGUAGCAGGUUCUGACUCAACCCUCAGCGGGGACAUGCCGGAACCCGAGGGGACUCGUCGGUCACCGCAAGGUGUUCCUUACAGCGACCUGCCGCACAUCGUCAACGCCGACGGACUGCACUUGUUCUGUCGUUACUGGGAGCCCGACGGUCCUCCGAAGGCGCUGGUGUAUGUUGCCCAUGGAGCGGGAGAGCAUUGUGGGGGAUACGCUGACAUUGCUCACAGUCUGACCCAGCAUGGCAUUCUGGUGUUCGCCCACGACCACGUUGGUCAUGGUCAAAGUGAAGGUGAGAGGAUGGAGCUCAAAAACUUCCAGAUUUACGUCAGAGACUCCCUCCAGCACAUUGACAUCAUGAAGGCUCGGUAUCCCAAGCUGGCCGUCUUCAUCGUUGGACAUUCAAUGGGAGGAGCCAUUUCCAUUCUGACCGCAUGCGAGAGGCCGCAGGAUUUUACAGGUGUGGUUCUCAUUGGCCCUAUGGUUCAGAUGAGUGCUGAAUCUGCUACACCCUUCAAGGUUUUUAUGGCCAAAGUUCUAAACCGCUUGGCUCCUAAACUCACUCUCGGCCCAAUCGAUCCAAAAUUUGUCUCACGGGAUCCCAAACAGGUGGAGGCAUAUGAAAAGGAUGAGCUGAAUUAUCAUGGGGGGCUACGCGUCUCGUUCGGGAUGCAGAUGUUGGAUGCGACGUCUCGCAUCGAGAGAGAGUUACCAGACAUCAGGUGGCCCUUUUACAUUCUACAUGGAGACGCCGACAAACUGUGUGACAUCAGAGGCUCUCGGUUAUUGUAUAAUGAAGCCAAGAGCACUGAUAAAAAACUGAAGGUAUAUGAAGAAGCUUACCAUGCCCUACAUCACGACUUACCUGAAACAAUCGAGUCUGUAUUAAAGGAGGUGAGCACCUGGAUCCUGGAGAGAGUCCCUGCCCCUCAAACCUCUUAGCUGUCAAUCACAGCAUACACACACACAUGCCUAAGCUCCGCCCCUGUCCAAUCACAUCUCUACUUUACAGAGAGAUAUCAGCCUGCACUACAUGCAAACAAUACUAUCCUCUGUUUAAUUAACCUAGAGGUCUUUACUAAGUGACCUUUGAGCAUAAGGCAAAGCACUGGAGAUGAAAAAGGUGAAAAAUUAUCACCAUACUUCACCAGUUGACCAAUUACUUUAAGAAAUAAAUUUUUUAUAACAAGAUUUGAUAUGCUAUGUUUAAAUAUGAAACGAGGCUCAUUAAAAUAUAUUUCAAGCAUAAAAAUCUGAACUGAAGUCAGGUUCAAAAAAGAUCUUUUUGACACCACAGGGUCUUUUUUAUCACUCCAUAAUUCAGAAACUACAACGAACAGCCAGCAAAAAUAUUAUAAUAACAAUAUUUUUUAAGAAUAAAAGUUUAUAUGCAAUCAGAUAAAUUAUGUAUAGACAUAUAUCCCUUGGUAGAAACUUUCAACAUAUAGAUACAACUGACAAAUUGGUGUAAAAAUGUGAUGAAUGUAAGAUCUGAAAGCUGCUGAAAUGGAAAUAUAGUGCA
Molecule: messenger RNA, 1622 nt
Organism: Danio rerio (zebrafish)
Lineage: Eukaryota; Metazoa; Chordata; Actinopteri; Cypriniformes; Danionidae
Gene: mgll
Product: monoglyceride lipase
Source: RefSeq, marked provisional